AUGGAUCGCGAUGUCGAUACUACUACUCCGGGGAUUGUAUAUUUUUCAUCAAUUCCGACAGAAAUGAACGUUUCUAUGCUAAAGGAGCAUAUUAGUGCUUUUGGAAGUAUUAAUCGAGUUUACUUAAUUCCGAAGAAGAGAGUUAACGCUCGUGACAGACCUAAGCGGCAGUACGAAGAGGGUUGGGUUGAGUUCCAGGAUAAGAAAUCUGCUAAAAAAGCUGCAAGAAGACUUAACUGCACAGAAGUUUUGGGUGGAAAACGCAAACCAUGGUAUGGGGAGUUGUGGAAUGUCCGAUAUCUACCCAAAGUUUCUUGGGGGGACUUAUUUGCAAUGGAGAGACAAGACGAAGAAGUACGGCGUAUAUCAAAGGAUAGGGACAUCAUAAUGGCGAAAAAGCAGGCGAGGCUAUUUAAGAGUGGCCUGGAUUCGUACAAACUGGAGGCCAAAUUACGCGUUUCUAGAGGAAAGCGGUAUGUUUUUGCUGUCAGUAUUUCAUUAAAAACUAUGACCGGGUAUUCUUAUGUCCUUAUUUUCCAUAAAGUUGAGUUGUCUAACCCUUUAUUUUAA
This is a messenger RNA of Dibothriocephalus latus, 570 nucleotides long. The record is from the annotation of a GenBank genome assembly. Lineage: Eukaryota; Metazoa; Platyhelminthes; Cestoda; Diphyllobothriidea; Diphyllobothriidae.